AUGCAGAAACCGGCCUCCACAGAGUCAUUCGUGCGGUACGACUUCCGGUCAGAGGCCGAGGAGAAGCCGCCCAUCGCCGAGGCCACCCUCUGCUACCGCUUCACGCUCGCCCGCUACAGGAGCAUCGUCCCCUUCGUCUCCUACGCCUAUUCAGACAAGGCGGACAACGCGAUUCUCGUGUUCCAGUCCAACACCGACCUUGAAUUUUACUACAACGACGAGAAAGAGACACCCGAUCUCAGCGUGGAAGACACCCUGGACGUCUGGAGUCACCACUGCCUUGUCUUCUCGCAUCCCGUGUUCAGAAUAUACGUCAACGGGCAGCUCGGCGCCCAAGGCCUCCUGAGCACGCCCGACCCGGCCAUCCCACUCAACGGGACGCUCUACCUUGGCCAGGAACAGGAUCGCUUUGACGGUGGCCUCGAUCCUAGCCAGUCCUUCAGCGGCUUCCUGGCCCAGAUUCGAAUGUAA
Molecule: messenger RNA, 471 nt
Organism: Penaeus monodon (black tiger shrimp)
Lineage: Eukaryota; Metazoa; Arthropoda; Malacostraca; Decapoda; Penaeidae
Product: neuronal pentraxin-1-like
Exons: 4
Coding region: 1-471 (156 amino acids)
Source: RefSeq, a predicted model, not a curated record